GUGUAUCGACGUGACGUCCGAGCCGGACGACUCUCCGUUUGUCGUUCCGGUCUCGAUGCAGGACGGCGAAACGAUGCCUGACGACGCGGCGGGGAAACCAAAGAUACUGUCUGAUUCGGUGGCUACAAUGCAAGGCUGCCCUACUCCUGCAACGACUAAUUCUGCCAGCGGCACGCCACUAACGUCACUGCGUCUGGAGACAGAAGGCGGCAAGCGAGGUCUAGAAAGACUGGUCAAUAAUGUAUACCAAAUCCUUCGGCAACAGUUCUUGGUUCACUUCUUUACUGUCUUCGCUUGCCGCGACCACGCAUGGCUGCUCCGAUGGGAUCGCGCCGGCCUCGUUAUCUCAGAACCGUUCAACUUCAUCAAGGAGCCCCUAACCUUAUACACUUUUCUCUAUCGGUUCGCCUGCAUGAAUGAUGCGCAGCGUGGUCGUGACCUCACAGUGGUACCGGCGAGCGAGGAAGAGGUCGAGCUCAUGCGCAGUGUCGACAAGUUUGAAACCCAGUGGCACGAGAGCCAGUUUGCGGCCACGCUGGUACCAGGAUGGCCGAUAUACAAAAUCCUCGUACCUGAACACGACGUGAUAUCGAAAGCUGUGCUUAGGAAGGGCAGCAGCAAGGCGCAGGGCAAUACCAAGGGGUCAAGGAAUCGUGUGCGCAGGUUUCUAGUAGGUGCACCGUGUUUCAUGAACAAGUCCGUCAUGGGGCGGGCGACGAGAUGUCAUAUCGCGUACGACGUUGCAGAAGACCGGCUCGUCUUUUUCAAGGAGUACUGGCGUACCGAUACGCCAACAUCGCAUCCGGAGGGAGAGGUAUACCUGCGCCUGCACAGCAAGAACGUGAGUUACAUAGCGACACCGCUCGCAGCUGGCGACGUUCGCGUCAAGGGAGGCAGACAUCAGACGCGCUCCCAGGACUUCAUCAAGGGAUCGGAUCCAAAGCUCGUACAAUAUCGCCUCCUCCUGAAGGAGAUCGCUCGACCUCUCAAAGACUAUGAGGAUUCGCUCCAGCUUGUCGAGGUCAUCUAUCAGUGUUUGCGAGCUCAUGAGGAAGCAUGGGAGCGGGCUGGUGUUCUGCAUGCAGACAUCAGCACCGAGAACCUGCUGAUUCAAUGGUACACGGAGAAUGGAGAACUGAAGUACAAGGCGUUGUUGGCCGAUUGGGGACUGUGCAAGUAUAUUGAAGAGAUGGAUCAACCGGUUGUAAAGGCGUCUCGCUGCGGUACAUGGCCAUUCAUUUCCGCUGUGCUGUUGGUUUAUCCGACGCGCUUCGUCCAGGGAGUGUCACACGAUUUGGAAUCAUUCAUACACGUCCUCCACUGGAUGUGCCUGAAGUUCCACAACACGGACUACUCCCGCAUCCCUUUGCGACUGCGUCGGCAUGUUGCCAUUCUCUACAACGAGCGUGAUGGGCAAGUGCAGGGACAGUUUACCGGCGGCUUCGAGAAGAUGAAACACAUGCAAGAUGGCCGCGUACCUUUUGCGCUUGAAGGAGGCUCCGCGAAAGGGAAGUGUGUCGGCCUCCACAUGCUAUUGGGGAAACUCGCAGCGCUGUACAAGGAACAUUAUGCGUGGCUUAAACCGCAAUUUCCGAGCUCAAACCCGCCCACGUCGCCCAAGCGAAGCGUACUCCGAGUCAGUGUCGUGCGUGGGCAACUACCACCGGCAAGGGACUCGGCCCCCGAGCCGCCAGACUCGGAGGAAGCCACGACAGUAGAGAAGCCCGCAAAGCCCGUCCUUCAGUCUCAUAAGCAGAUCAUCGCAGUGUUUGGGAAGGUGCUGGCCAUGGCGGAGGAUGGGUGGAUUUUGGACAAGAAAACUGAAGACAAAUUCGCGCCGUACCGCAGUGACGAGAAGACUGCCUCGAAAGUCGAGGCGACGCUGUCGGGCGAAGCCGAGUCUUCUGAGGAGCACAUGUCCGUGGAAGGUGUACCCAGCAAGCGCGUCAGAAAGAAUGGUAACAGCACGGCUGCGUAGAGCACAUCUGUCUCAAGCUCGGGAACGGAUACUUAGUAUCGAGGGCUGAUUUCGAUCGAACGGUCGAAGCUCUAUUCCGGUGCCACUGGUUGACCUCUGCUUCGCUGUAGUGCACGAAAGGUCCUGGGAUGGUUGUACGAUGGUUGUCAUGGUGGUAUUAUUUUUCUGUAUUAUACAUUGGACGUCCAGAAAAGUUGAAGCAUGUAUCGAGCGUGUCACUAGUGCUGUUUCUGACUUCGAGAGCUCGAGGAAAGUCGCGUGAAGAUCAGGUGACCGCGAAAGUUGAGCGCUUCAGCGGAGAAGAGUGCGUUGCG
Messenger RNA from Rhodofomes roseus, 2292 nucleotides. RefSeq lists its product as uncharacterized. Lineage: Eukaryota; Fungi; Basidiomycota; Agaricomycetes; Polyporales; Fomitopsidaceae. The record is from RefSeq and is a predicted model, not a curated record. The transcript has 4 exons. Bases 56 to 1978 code for a protein of 640 amino acids.